Bicyclus anynana (squinting bush brown) is the source of this 2860-nucleotide messenger RNA. RefSeq lists its product as uncharacterized. NCBI's taxonomy places the organism in Eukaryota, Metazoa, Arthropoda, Insecta, Lepidoptera, Nymphalidae. The record is from RefSeq and is a predicted model, not a curated record. The transcript has 7 exons. Gene Ontology annotation, cellular component: extracellular region. The coding region runs from base 422 to 2536 and encodes 704 amino acids. Gene Ontology annotation, molecular function: chitin binding.
UUUAACAAUACCUUGGCAGCGCCUGCGCAAGCAGUACGUCAGUUUUGCCAACUCCCACCUCGCGGUCGUACGUAUCUCUCGGACGUUUUCUUUUCGGACGUCAAAAACGUCGCCAGUGGCGUUUUCUUAUUUUGUUUUCAUACGUGACCUUCGUAGACUUUCCCUGUGUAUUGGUUCAAACUUGUGAUUAAACUGGGUGAAUCUUCCUUUAUUAUUCCAACGAAUAACAUUAGUGAUUAUAUUGAAUAAAGUACAGUUGAUACACCGGAUAAUUUUGGAUGUUACGCUCCCUUGGACAACAUGAGGAGGAUGUGCCCCAGCUAGCGCAUGAGGCAUGAGGUAGAAAAGCGCCGACACCAUGCGGGGAACAUCACAGGCUACCGACUAGCAAACAUCUGCACUGCACGUUCUCUACACUGAGAUGCGGCGGCAGGCUCGGAUCUCAGCCGGCGGCGCGCUUGUGGUGCGUUCCGCCUCUGCUUUGCAAGUUUGGUUGUGGUUGCUGCUUUUUGUGUUCCAAAAUGAAUUUCGGAUAUCGAGAUCCAUUCAACCUGGAUAUUUGGACUUCGAUAAUCUCCCUGAAACAAAUUUCACGUGUACCGGCAAGGUGAUCGGUGGCUACUACGCGGAUCUGGAGACAUCCUGCCAGAUGUUCCACGUGUGUACCGUUGGUCAGCAAGACGAACCCAUGGAUAUCAAGUUCCUGUGCCUUAAUGGCACUGUUUUUGAUCAGGAGACAAGAGUAUGCGAGAGAGUAGACGAAGUAGAUUGUACAAAAUCUGAAAAGUUCUAUAGUUUAAAUUUAGAAUUGUAUGGAAGCACUACGCCUCCAAUCAUACAACCUGAACCAACGAAACCUCAAGCAAAACCAACAGAGCAAACACACCUGAAAAAUAAACCAAGUACCACAAUUAUUACAGACCCUGUAAUAAACGAAUCGCCAACAACACCUGAAAAAGUUAUAAAUCAACCAACAGAUACCAUUGACUCAACCGAAGAUCCGAUACAAGAAAAUAAAAAAGAUGAAUAUAAAAAUACGUCGACAUAUAAAUCGUCACCGUUGCCAUCAAAACAACAAGACAUACAACAUCUAGAGGAAUAUGAAGAUGAAGAUGACGCAAUAGAUGAAGACAACACUGAUUAUGAAGAAGAUUAUUCACAUCCGCAGACAACCACUACUAUUCAAACAAUUACGACAACACCUACAACAACAAAAACACCUUAUACAAGUACUAUGUUGCCACCACACACGACGCCACCAACUACAAUAACACAUUUAAUUUCUUCACCUUCUCCGUCUAUUUCAUCUUUAUCACCUCCGAUCCAUUCUUCCUUAACUCCUUCUGUACCGCCUUCGACGACUUUAGAUCCCUCUCUUUUAUCUCCACAAGAAUUUAUCUAUCGUCACAGAGGGCCUGGAUCAGAAGCUAUCUCUUUUCAACGACAAAGUUUUCGUCCAGCUGAUGGCGUUUACAUUACUCAUGCCCCUCCUCACCAAUUUGAUCACUUCCAAUAUGAAUCUUCUAGGACAGCACCACGACCUGUUGCAAAUCGUCCAGUGCCUUUUGUUCAACGCCCUCAACCAACACCAUUCCGGCCAACUACAAUUGAUCCACGUGAUCAAAUUUUACGUCCCGGCCCGAAUGCGCAAUCGUCUGAAAAAAUCGAAACUCCUGUAAAAAAUCGACCUCACCAUUCACACUUACCUGUACAACAAAAUUUACCAUUUAAUCCCUUCUAUUAUGAUCGUAAAAGAAGUGAUGACGUGAUCCCAGAAGACGAAUCAUCAUUAUCAGCAAGAUCAGUGGCUCCACCUACUACAAAAACAAGAAAACCAACUAAGCCUAAGAGUCCACCGCGUGUUAUAGUUACGGCUAGUGCAUCUGUAAGCGAUAGCAAUGGAAAAAAAUUGAAUUAUACCGUUGGAAAUGUAGUUAGCGCUGUCAAGCCAAUCGUUGCAAUUAAUUAUGAUGACUACAAAGAGUCGGAUCUUAUAUUCGAUCCAUUUUUUCUCGAUGUGCCAAAACUACAAUCAAGACGAAAGACUAGAUCUAGCAAAUAUAGAAAAGUUGUUGUUGUUCCUGUUCCUCCAUCAAUGUCAGUUAAUGUAUUGACAGAGAAGGUUCCUACCAGUACAUCAACACCUGUAACUUUACGAGCGACUACUACAAAAUCGUCAUCAACUACAUCUACAACCACUGUAGCAUGGAAUCCACAGGAUUAUGUCGAUGACAAUUACGAACCUCACGCAUAUGUACCACCCGUGCCUCCACUUGCAGUUUUAGUUACACAAGAUAACAUAAAAUAUAAGAAUAAAGAAAGAAUGUCAAUAAAUGAUGUUGUGGGGAAAGAAGCAAAUGAUGUUAAGUCGGCUAUCUUUCCAAAGGAACAAAUGAAAGAGACGUCCUCUGAAGCGCAUACAAUGUCUAGUCAAAGUGUGGGCACUGAGGCUACGGUGGCGGUCACCUCACCGACUCCUAUCGAGGCGCCCGCCUGCAUUACUUCGCGCUCAACUGACUGUCAGAUUCGUGCCUAAUAAUUAGCUCACUUAAUACAUAGAUAAGUAGUAACAUAUUUAAAUAGGUAGUUAAAUUUAAUAAUUUUAUGGAACCGAUUACGUCUGAAUAGUUACUUAUUUUUUAAUUGAUGUAAAUGUUAGAUCAGAAUACCGUAAUUUAUCUUACCUUUGUUACCACCUCGUCCUGUGGACAUUUGGAGACAUUAUUCGUGAUUUUCAUGAUCACGAUAAUAGGACUAAUAUACACAACGCAUAAUGUAUAUUAUAUUUAUAUUGAUGUGAAAAUAAAACGAAAUGUUGUACAUAAUUAUGUAUUAUAAAAUAAACAAUAAGUGUCUAAUG